AUGGCGGAAAGCUCCCUGCCCAAGGAUUUGAAGAAGGGUAAAGCUAUAGCCCUCAGGCAGGAUCCUAGAGUGGAGCCUGAGGAGCAAGUGCCCUUCUCUACAAGGAUACUCAAGGAAAAACUACCCAAGGGGUACAAGCCUCCUGCUAUCGAAAAAUAUGAUGGUAGCCAAGACCUGGAGGAUCAUCUCCACAAGUUUAGGAACGCUACACUGUUGCAUCAGUACAUCGAUGCUAUCAAGUGCCGAGUGUUCUUGAACACUCUAUCUGGCUCGACACAGAAAUGGUUUGAUGGAUUGCCAAACGGGUCCAUCACCUGUUUUCAUGAUUUCAAGACUAUCUUCCUGCGCCACUUCACUAGCAGCAGGAAGUACCAAAAGAUGGAUCACUGUCUCUUCGCUCUCAAGCAAGGGCCAACCGAGCUCUUGAGGAGUUAUAUCAGGCACUUCAAUCAGAUAGCUCAGGAUGUUCCAUCCGCUACCUCCGAAAUAUUAAUGAGCGUCUUCUCCCACGGAUUGGUAGAGGGAGAGUUCUUUCGAGAUCUCAUUCAAGAUCCUGUAAAGAACUUCGAUGAAAUGCCGGGGAGGGCCUUUAGUUACAUCAACGUGGAGGAAUCUCAAGCGGCUUGGCAGAAAGCAGACAAGGCGCCUGCUUCCACCAACAAACUAGAGAAGAGGUCACCUAAACCGCCAACCCAACCUCUUCCGCGAGUCCGGGUGUCAGACCGAACUUUCCACCCGGUCAGGAUCCCCGGUCGGCCCAACUCGUGGCUGUCGUCCAUGCACCGCGGCCUGGUCACUGGGGCCCUCGUUACUUUCGCUCGUGACUCCCGGCGCGUAGCCGAGUUGGGCCUUCCCCCACCUGAACUCGCACCUAAGCUUCAACGGUUGGUGGAUAGCCAACAGGUUGCCGUAGGUCUGGCAGGUAAACCCUGGCCUGAUAAUGCUGGGCAGGGAAGUAAGUAG
Zingiber officinale is the source of this 963-nucleotide messenger RNA. RefSeq lists its product as uncharacterized. Bases 1 to 963 code for a protein of 320 amino acids. The transcript has 2 exons. The record is from RefSeq and is a predicted model, not a curated record. NCBI's taxonomy places the organism in Eukaryota, Viridiplantae, Streptophyta, Magnoliopsida, Zingiberales, Zingiberaceae.